Chelmon rostratus (copperband butterflyfish) is the source of this 3506-nucleotide messenger RNA. RefSeq names its product zinc finger DHHC-type containing 1 (gene zdhhc1). The coding region runs from base 530 to 2245 and encodes 571 amino acids. The transcript has 11 exons. Gene Ontology annotation, cellular component: endoplasmic reticulum; Golgi apparatus. Gene Ontology annotation, biological process: peptidyl-L-cysteine S-palmitoylation; protein targeting to membrane. The record is from RefSeq and is a predicted model, not a curated record. NCBI's taxonomy places the organism in Eukaryota, Metazoa, Chordata, Actinopteri, Chaetodontiformes, Chaetodontidae. Gene Ontology annotation, molecular function: protein-cysteine S-palmitoyltransferase activity.
AAAGGAUCUUGCCCGUUAAACUUCAAACGUUAAAGCCUGGCGUCUGAUUCGUGUCCAGCGGUCACCGUUUCACUGUUUGUCGGCGUUAGCUGGCUAGCAUGGCAGCAGCGGUGUCCGGCUAACGACGCUAGCUGAAGCUGUCUGUGGAUGGAUUAGCACGCUCAAGUGGUGAUCUAAAUAUUAUCCGGAUAAUAGUUCCAAAACAUCCGCAGGCACCGGAGUGUGAUGUAGCCGGUUAGCACGGAGCUAACUCAGCUGCCGGGUCUGAAACGGAUCGUGUAUUUAGCCGGCAUGGAUGCGAUGUAAGCUAACAGUUGGACUGGUCUGCCAGGUCUGUAGUUCUCUGGACGGAGCCUGCCUGCCGAGUUGUGUCAAGUGCCUCUCCCCAGCAGAAGCUUGGUCCUCCCGGGCCAGGGAACGGCAGAACUCCACGCCGCCGUUCAGGCCCAGGCUCCGCGAUGAGAUGAGAUGAGAUGCGUCGGACCGGAGGGCCGAUCCACAUCCCGAGUCCCGUUAAUCCGUGCUAAGCAUGAUGGAUGUGUGCUGUAGGAAUCCAAACCGCACGGCGCCGGUCGGCGAGGACGGCCCACAGCGAGCCGACGUGCCGCUCUGCUCCCGGACCAACGGCUGGAGCUGGCCGCCGCACCCCUUCCAGCUGCUGGCCUGGCUGCUCUACGUCUACUUCGCCGUCACCGGCUUCGGCGUGUUCGUCCCCCUGCUGCCGGCUCAUUGGAUCCCUGCAGGCUACAUCUGUACGGGCAUCAUGUUCGUCUGCCACCUGGGAGUCCACGUGAUGGCCGUGUCCGUCGACCCGGCCGACUACAACGUCAGAACAAAGAGCAACAAAGGUCCGGUCCCCGUGUUCGACCGCUCCAAACACGCUCAUGUCAUCGAGAACUGCCACUGCUACCUCUGCCAGGUGGACGUGGGUCCAAAGUCAAAGCACUGCAGUGCCUGUAACAAGUGUGUUGCCAACUUUGAUCAUCACUGUCGGUGGCUCAACAACUGUGUGGGGAGCAGAAACUACAAGUUGUUCCUCCACAGUGUGGUCUCGGCUCUGAUGGGGGUCUGUCUGGUUCUGGUCGUUGCCUCCUACGUCUUCGUUGAGUUCUUUCUGGACCCGUCCAAACUCCGCACUGACAAACACUUCCUGUCCAGGAAUGACACAGGUGUGUGGUUCGUCUUCCUGCCGGUGGCUCCCGUCAGCUCGACAGCAGCAGUGAUUCCUGGUCUGGCUGCUGUCACCAUCGCUCUGGGUCUGCUGUCAUCUGUGCUGCUCUGUCACCUGCUCUGCUUCCACAUCUACCUGAUGUGGAACAGACUCAGUACCUAUGAGUACAUCGUGCGGCAGCGCCACCGUCAGGACAGCAGAGACUCCAGGAAACUGGGAUCAGUGAAGGAGGCAGCAGCUCCAUCAGUCGACCUCAUUAAGGAUGUGAACUACUCAGGGACUCUGGGUUACACCAACCCUCAGCUGGACAUGGAGGAACGUACCGCUGUGGCUGUGCGGGGGGAGGCAGAGUUCGUGGCUAACGGCAGAGUGAAGACUGUGUCUAGUUCCGUCAUGGAGGGAGAAACUCACUCACCCACUGUGUCGACAGAGCCAAAAGCUGCAGCACACACACACCAACGCACACAGAAGAAGAAGAAGAAGAUCCGUAAAGUUCCGGUAGAGGUGACCAGAGAGCGCUGCCCGAGUACAGCCCCGCCCUCAGUGGAGCCCAGCAGCGUGUCGACUGUGUCCCUUGGUCAGCGACUUCCUUUCCCAGCAUUCCCUCUGCGGGCGUCCCUGCCCCCCCUGGCCCCUUCCUUGGGCCCCGUCCAGGCUGCCGCCCCUCCUGCUGAGUACCACUCUGACUCUGCAGAGUCUCUGGAGGAGAUCCCGGUGGCUUUGGCCAAACUGGGCUCUUCAUCCUCUGCUGCUGCCGCCGCUCCCCGGGACGCCUCCUCGUCUUCACACAGAGUCGGUCCGGCGUUCCCCCCGCCUUCUCCCCAGCCCAGGACUAAGAGGAAGGCCUCCUCCUGCCGCACAAUUAAGGGCACCGCGGAGCUGAGGUUUGAGAUGGCCUCCACCCAACCCCCGACCGUGUUUGUCAGCCGGGCCAGCGGAGAGGCCCCUGAGCCCCGGGAGGAAGACCUCCAUCUGGGCAGGAGGCAGACCAGCUCCGGGCCCGGAUCCAGACCCGCGUCUCACACGUCGCUGGGAUCAGGCGUAGCCUCCUGGAUGGAGCUGGAACCUGUGUAGGCUCUGUUAUCUUUCUAUACUCACCUGCUCGAGCAGCCACGCACAACUAUCUGAACUUCAGACGUUGUUUUGUAUCCGUGACUAUUUAUUGGUUUUGACAACGACUUGACUUUUUCUUUUAUGAAUGCCAAAGGUGAGAUCCUGUCUGUGCACAAUCUUUAUAACUGAAGGAAAACUUUGGUUUCGAACCUUUAAACCUUAACUUUGUACGCCAUUGAAGAGCCGUUUGGUGUGUGUGGAUGUUUGUGUCUCUGCUGGUGUUUCUGCUCCCACUGGUUUUUAUUGUUUCCCAGUGAGCAGUCCCUCACUGCGUCUUCUUGCUGGUCUCCAUGGGAGUCCAGGGCCAGAGGGACGGAGUCAUUUAUAGAGAGCUGAAGUCCUGACAUAACUUCCUGUGUAGCUUCUGGCCCAUCACCACACAGCAGCAACAGCCUCCGAUGUGCUGCUGAAGUACAGUUGUGCUAAUGCUAAUGCUAACACCCAACACUCAUAUUCUGUUCUGUCACAUCUGAAGGACCAAUAUCGAAAAUAAAUGCAAUCUGAAAUACAUAAAAUUCUAGUAAAUUAAAUGAACCAAUGAAUUCAAAAAAUACUUCGAUAAUCAGAACUCAUAACUACAUGUUAUUCCAUCAAUAAAACUCUCAUUAGAGUUUAUUUUAUUUAGUUGUUGAUAUUUUUAUUUUGAAUAAGUCUUUUUCAGAAGACUUUCCACAGCAUUUUUUGACGUUACACAAUAUCACUUUUCAGCCAAUCAAAUGCUUGCAGCGUCUCUUGUCAAGUGCCAUCCUGUUGUUGUUGUUUGUGUAGUGAAAUCCUCUUCUUCUCUUUCUUCCUGAGAACUCGAUGUUCACAUUGAUUCCACUCUCAUGUCUAAGUGUGAAGCCGAUGAGCUUAAUUUAGCGUAACGACUGGGAACAAGGGAAACUCUGGCGCCUUGCCAAUAAGUGGUCCAGCACAUAACCUGUAAAACGUCCGAUUGCUGCUACACCUUUAACAAGAUUACAUGUUAAUCAGUGAGUCUGAGCUGCUGGGAGGUGGGUUUGCUUACCUUUUGGCAGAGCAGGACUAGCUGGCUCUGUGAGAUUGGUCUCAAUCUCAACAUCGAACUCUGAGAGAGAAAGAGAAGAAGAGGAUUUAGCUGUCAGUCUGUGUGUGUUACCUGUGUGUGAUCACCUGGAUGUUUUUUCAGACUACCUGUUCACAUACAGGAUGAAGACUUCAUCUCAAAUGCUUUUGAUUUUUUUCACCUGUUUAACAAUAA